Messenger RNA from Silurus meridionalis, 3098 nucleotides. RefSeq names its product regulatory factor X, 5 (gene rfx5). Lineage: Eukaryota; Metazoa; Chordata; Actinopteri; Siluriformes; Siluridae. Gene Ontology annotation, biological process: regulation of transcription by RNA polymerase II. The coding region runs from base 242 to 2554 and encodes 770 amino acids. The record is from RefSeq and is a predicted model, not a curated record. Gene Ontology annotation, molecular function: DNA-binding transcription factor activity, RNA polymerase II-specific; RNA polymerase II cis-regulatory region sequence-specific DNA binding. The transcript is spliced from 9 exons.
UUUUCUGUUUUAAAUGAUUGUUAUAAUUUGCUGUGUGAAUAAAUGAAAUGGAUGUAGUAGUUGUGAAGAGUUUAUAUGAAUGGUAAUAAGAGAAUGUAAGAGGAGCUCAUUAGGAGCUGCUGUAGCCCCGCCCCCGGGCUCCUGGCUGCGGGGAGGGUUCGGGCUGUAGACGCGCCGUGUUUCCUGCUCCGUGUAGAUCCUCAGAAGAUCCAACUCGGAUCUGGAACCAGCUCAACCCUAAAUGCACAAAAAACUCAAGCAGUCCGGAAGAACAAGCCGCGCGGCCGAGCAAGAUGGCGAGAUGGCGAGAUGCGGAGAAGAUGCCGUGGGUCAGAUCACGGCGAGGUUGCAGAAACUUCACGGACCGCUCGACGAGAUAUCCAGCAAGAUGGACCUGGUGAUGCGCCGAGUGGUGGCCGAAAAGAAGCGCGUGUCCGAGCUGGAGGCGCACAGCAGAGCCACCGAGGGGCGCGUGGCCGAGCUCGAGGACGCGCUGGAGAGAGCGCUGGAGGACCUGGAACACGACCGCCUGUUCUCCAGGGAUGUUCGGGUCGUCGGGCUGAGAGAAGGUACAGAGGGUUCGGACCCGGUAAAGUUUUUCGAGACCUGGGUGCCGGGUGUGCUGGGCGUGCGCGAGCGGAUAGAGCUGGAGCGCGCGCGGCGCACGGGAGUGCGGAGACGCGCCGACGGAGAGCCGAGAGCGGUUCUGCUGAGGUUCCACAGCUACAUGGACAAGCGCCUGGUCCUGCAGGCCGCCAGGGAUAAAGACACGGUACGGGUGAGGGGCAGAAAAGUCUUCUUUCGCGAUUUCUCAUUUCUUGCCGUGCAAAAGAAACGCGCCGAAACCACGUGCGCGCGCAAGCGGCUUCUGCUCAAAGCAGGCUUCAAACCUUCCUCCAUGAACCCUACUCAGAUCAAUGUCCUGAAUCCAUCCGGAGCAGAUGAUGUGUACUUACACCCUGUCAAAGUGGAGACUGCUCUCAAAUCUGAGACGCUUCAGCAGGAAGACGGAACAGAGGAUAAAACCGUACAGAGUAAAGUGGAGACAAUUUUGAGAGAUGUGCAGCAGUUUACAGACAACGACAAACUCUACCUGUAUUUACAGCUUCCCUCAGGUCCGAGCGCAGGAGAGAAGAGUGACUUUAAUCUGGUGAACACGGCCGACCAGCUCCACACCUGCAACUGGAUUCGCAGUCACCUGGAGGAACACGCCGACACCUGCCUGCCCAAACAAGAUGUUUACGAGACUUACCGGAAGCACUGUGAAAACCUGCAGCAGAGACCACUGAGCGCCGCCAACUUUGGCAAGAUCAUUAGAGACAUCUUCCCCAACAUCAAGGCUCGCAGGCUGGGAGGCAGAGGGCAGUCCAAGUACUGCUACAGUGGGAUCCGCAGGAAGACGGUGUUAAACAUGCCGUUAUUACCCAAUCUGGACCUGAAGAACGAUCCGUCCGAGCUGACCGAGCUGGUGCAGACGUACAAACAAGAAGUGACGGAAGCGGCGUGUGAGCUGAUCUGCGACUGGGCUCAGAAGAUCCUCAAGCGCUCAUUCGACACGGUGGUGGAAAUCGCACGGUUCCUAGUGCAGGAGCACAUCGUGAACCCGCGCUGCAGCCAGGCAGAGCUCGUCACGUCCGCCUCGCUCGCCGGAGGUCCUGCGAAACCACACAAAGUGAUUAAAAAGAACCCGACCACGUCCAGAGGGAACGUAGCGGAGGAGGAGAGCAUCAGCCAAGAGGCUAAGAAAGAUGAGACUGAGCAGUCUGCGCCCAUGAAGUAUCUUCCAAACGACAAAUCAGCCAGACCUCCUGAGAUUUCACGUUACGGAGGCCGCGAGAUGCAGGUGGAAGCUCUGGUCAAGAAACUUCCUCAGCUCCGACCUCGCGGCUCCGUUCCAGAAAAACCUCUCCUUUCUGUACACGCGUCCGCUCCCGCCUUCACGCCCAACGACUCCAGCAGCGUCCAAGUGAUGCCUUUCACCGUGACGGCGCUCUCGGCCCAGCAACGCGGCUCUACCCUCCCUCUCAUGAUCUUGCCUCCAGUGACCGUUUCCACACCGACGACGGCGUCCAAGCGCCCGUCCGAUUCGUCCGCCGUAGCCGCGGGGCCGCCCCUGAAACGCAAACGAGGCCGACCCAGGAAGCAGAGACCGGAGGAUAUACCUGGUCAGAACCAGAAUGUCAGUCUGAAUCCAGUGGUGCUGAACAGAGGGGUGAUUCAGAAAGUGCAGUCCUCCUCCUCGUCUUUAUCUGCACAGGUGACAGAGACGGCAAUGCAGUGUAAACCAGAGAAACCCCAGCCGCAGCCCAUCUUACUCCCGCAGGAUGCGGGCCGGGCCAGGGUGAUCCAACGUGCUCCCGUGUCACGUGAAAACCGCCUCGUUACCCAGGUGCAGGUGACUCCCUGUGCCACCGCGCAUCUGCCCCCUCCCACCGUACACGAGGACCGGGGUGAAGUGGAGAUCACACUCACUCCCAUAGACCCCCCCAUCACUGCAGACGACCCUGUCUGCACUGUGUCUGAGACGAGCCCGGCCGCGGGGGGGGUUCCUUAGUUAUUUGUCCCGUCUCUAUGUGUGUGUGUGUGUGUGUGUGUGUGUGGGGGUGAGAUCGGUGACUAACUUCAGAUUGUUCAAUUCUACGUGUCUGUGUAUUUCUUUGCCGUGUGUUUUCGCUUCCUCUGUUCCCUGAUUAACUAACGAGGUCUAACGAGCUCAAAGAUGAACUCGAUGUUUUUACUCCUCGUCUCAGAGGUGCCAAAAUUUACAUUUGAACCUGCUGCCAGAGCAAUACGGAAAACACACGAGAGCAAAAACAAAUCAAAAACUAACCGGUCGAGUGGCAACGGACGCCUGGACGUGAAAAAAACACAUGUAAAGUCCCGAUAGCUGUUUUUAUCAUACUGGUUAUUAGUUACCAGAGCACUAACUCAAUAUUCACCCAAAUGAAGUGUAAGAGGUCAAUAAUCACAUCAGAAAAGUGAAAACGAUGAUAGCAGAGAAAGAUGGAUCAUCUGAAUACAAUCAAUCAAACAGAGCACUUAUGAAGGGAGAGGAGUCCAGUAUACGACCUGAAGAGAAAAUAAAUCCCAAAAAAUGA